GUCAAAGUCUUUCGACGUCAUGUAUCUACGUUUUGGCUUAUGAGCGACAAAGAUCCUGUUAAGCAUAAAAAGUCUGCAAAUGAGAGUGUUCCAGAUGAUUGCCGAUUAAGAUUUCUGUGCAAUGCAAAAAGCAGUUUAACCUCAGUAUGAGCAUAUCUUUUUAUCGGUGAACAUGUGUUUGUGAUGCGUCCAACGUACCAAAACCAAAGAGUUCAGUGCAAUGCUUGAGCUCAGAUUAUAACACCGUAUUCCGAUUCCUUAGAAAUGUUAAAUUAUGUGUCCUUGACUGUAUUUAUUUUUGUACCGUAUGCCGCCAAUAUACCCAACGUGGUUGACGCGCCUUUCUUUCAAAUAAAAAAAAUAAACA
Acanthoscelides obtectus is the source of this 367-nucleotide messenger RNA. Lineage: Eukaryota; Metazoa; Arthropoda; Insecta; Coleoptera; Chrysomelidae. The record is from the annotation of a GenBank genome assembly.